UAUAAGAGUAUUUUGAGUCAGAUUGUAUUCAAAAGGAAAGCUUUGACCUAAUCCUGGGUUUAACCAGGAGUAGUUUCCUGUGGAAAAAUCAAGAAUCUUCUGUAGGCAUGUGAACAUUGGAAAAACUUAAAUUAACCACGAGGAGAUUUAACAUUCAUAUGCAGAAAAAACUGUUUGUUUUUGAUUGUUUCCCCUUGAGAUGUCCUAAGAGAUGCCAUUUAAAAAGGGGAAGUAUGAACUGCCAGGAAAUUACUUACUUGGAUACAACAGCCUCUCUCUGCUGAGUUCAUGUCGGCUUCUCUGUCUUCGGGUCUCAGGUCGGCUAUGAAGCUUUCUGUGCAUCCAAUGCUGUGGUGCAAUUGGCUAGUUGUGUGUGCCUCAGGAAUUGAGACGCAGUCCAACGCUCCAGAUGUCUGUGAGGAUAAAAUAGACCCGGGCAGCCUCUUUCCACAGAGCCCUCGGGGGCAGGGACACGACGUCGAGGAGGCGAAGGUGAACGAUGGCUUCCGCUGCCUCUUCUCCCCGACGAAUACACUCGACUGCUCCUGGUCCCUCGACACUUUACAGAAGGAUGCUCAGCUCUUUGUCCAUCUCAGUAUCUGUGAUGACGACAGAGCGGUCCACUAUCCCAACACUUCGUCCGAGGAGCGGGUCGGAUCGAUGUCUUUGACUCUGCGGGAGCACGAGGAGCUGUACGUAAUCCUCCACUUCAACAUCACCCUGCACGACGCCUGGACGCUCUACACCUCGACCUACGACAUGGAAAUGCUCGAGGUCCUGCCUCCGCCCCAAAAUAUCUACAUCUCAGUCCGAGAUGGAGGCCUGUUGGUGACGUGGGCUCUGCCCCAAAGUCGAGUACGAGUCAACCCUUCGUGCUUUGAAUACCAGCUGGACAUGGGUGACCAGGAAAAACCCAAAGACUUGACGGACCGGCUGUCCUACACGGAGCCCAACGUCGACCCCCACUGCACCUACAGUGUGAGGAUGAGGACGAGGAAGAGGGGCGUCUGUCAGGAAUCUUCCCAAUGGAGCGACUGGAGCCCCGUCGUCAGUGAGUGCUGUUUGUGUGAGUCACGUGGAUUAGUCUUUGAACCGAAGACUGCUGACCUUUGUAUCAUCUUCAUAUAUUUACAUAUAUGUAUACAUUUAUGUAUAUAUAUAUAUGUAUAUCAGAAUCAGAAUCAGAAUCAGUUUUAUUGGCCAAGUAGUUUGCACAACAAGGAAUUUGUCUUGGUAAAGUGUCUCUGUGCUUACACAAAAUGUACAUUACAACACAGAACAAACAAAAACAAAUAGUGCAGAACAGAACAAACAGUGCAAAGGUCUAAGAAGUAUUAGAAAGUGACUUAAAGUAUAUACAAGAAGAAGUGGAGAGUGCGAGAAGAGAAGAGAAGGGAUAAAUAUAUAUGCUACAGUGGGUUAUUGUUUAGUAGUGAGACGGCGAGGGGGAAGAAACUGUUUUUGUGUCUCGAGGUUUUGGCGAACAGUGAUCUGUAGCGUCUACCAGAGGGGAGGAGUUUAAAUAGUUUGUGUCCGGGGUGGGAGGGGUCUGCAGUGAUUUUUCCUGCCCGUUUCCUGACUCUGGAGGUGUACAGGUCUUGGAUGGUGGGCAGGUUGGCACCGAUGAUCUUCUCUGCAGACCUGACUGUCCGUUGGAGUCGGUUCUGGUCUAGUUUGGUGGCCGAUCCAAACCAGACAGUGAUUGAAGUGCACAGAACAGACUCUAUAACUGCGGUGUAAAACAUGAUCAGCAGCUCCUGAGGCAGGUUGUACUU
Pseudoliparis swirei is the source of this 1775-nucleotide messenger RNA. RefSeq names its product granulocyte-macrophage colony-stimulating factor receptor subunit alpha-like. Lineage: Eukaryota; Metazoa; Chordata; Actinopteri; Perciformes; Liparidae. Gene Ontology annotation, molecular function: cytokine receptor activity; protein binding. The record is from RefSeq and is a predicted model, not a curated record. Gene Ontology annotation, biological process: cytokine-mediated signaling pathway. The transcript is spliced from 6 exons. Bases 289 to 1296 code for a protein of 335 amino acids. Gene Ontology annotation, cellular component: external side of plasma membrane.